Messenger RNA from Sus scrofa (pig), 2156 nucleotides. The record is from RefSeq and is a predicted model, not a curated record. NCBI's taxonomy places the organism in Eukaryota, Metazoa, Chordata, Mammalia, Artiodactyla, Suidae.
ACCUGGGAACUCCAUAUGCUGUGGGGCAGCCAAAAAGAAAAGAAAAUGUUAGAAAGCUUUAGACAUCGAGUUGAAUGUGUGAAAGGCAUUUUUUUUUUCAAAAUUAUUUUAGGAUAAUAUACAAAAAAAUCACUCAAACUCUGAAAAGAAAUAGCUCUCAUAUACACUAAUCAUUGAGAACCAAUAGUGCAUGCCAUACUGCCUUUGUAAGUGGCAUAAAAACUCAGGGGCAUAAUAUCAUGAUAACAACUUACUUUGAACAGUGUCCCAAAGAGUACGGAAUGCUUUAAAGAAACUGACAUUAUAAGAAACUUUGGCUAAUAUUACACUAUUACUAGAGAAGGUCAUACUUUUCAUUCAUUCAUUAGCAAUCCAUUCAUUUCUUUGCUUAGUUAAUAUUUGUGAUCACCAAAUGUUGUCAAGAUCCUGCUCUCGUUGUGAGGACUACAGAAAUGAGCAAAUUGGGAUUUGUGAAUUCAGUAAGCUGAGAAAAUAGUGAGAUGCAGACACUUACAGAUAACUAAAUCAUAAAAUAGCUUUAAGAAAAAAGGGAACUUUAUGCUUUGAGGUGGUGGUGGGACCACUGUGACUUUUCAUGGCCCACUCAAUUUUUAUAUUCUCUGUUAGGUAGUGGGCUAUGGUAAACCGGAUCAGCUGUUUGUAGACAAACACACUCAGAUCUGAAUCUUAACUUUUACUAACUGUGCAGCAAGUAAAUCUUAUUUUUCUAAUGUAUAAUUUCAGACUAAUAGCAGGUUUCUCAAAAGGUUAUUAUGAAAAAUAUGUAAGAAAAAUACAAAAUGCCUCGCAGAGUGAUGGAAAACAUGGUGGAUAAAGCUGUCUACUUUCCCCCUUUUUUUGUCUCUGAUUCUCUUAGAAAAGAUUCUAUCUCCUUAUCAGGGGCCCCUUUUCCUUCUCAAUCUCAUUUCAUCUCAUCUCUCCCUGACUCACUAAGUACCACCCAGUUGCUGCUUUCCUGCUAAGAAUUUCUCUUAGAAGCUGCACAUAUUUUAUUUUCAUGCUGGAAUAUGCUAUUUGUGGAACAGCUAGCUGCUUCUUAUCUUUUAAUUUUCAACAAAAUAUGGCCUCCAAAGAAUCUUCCUUGAAUCUUCGCCUAUGCAGCCCUUGUACCAUCGUUUAUUGUCAUAUAUCCUGUUUCAUUGUGCUUCUCUUAACAUUGCAAUUGAGUUUACUUGAAUUUCUCUCUGUGUGUAUUAUAUAUACACACACAUAUAUGCAUAUACAGAUAUACGUAUACAUGCACACACAUACAUGUUCUAUUUUUGCAGAUCUGAAUUCCUUGAGGACAUGGAUUGCAUCCUCUCCUGACAAAAGACAGAGUUAUCGUUCAGCCACGGAGAUUUUGCAGCAGACCUUCAUCCAGAUCAGGGACAAAUUAUCAAAGGCAGGCAAGUUCCUGAACAAAGCUGAAUCAUCUCACAUCCUGAGGUUCAUCUUCAAGUAUGGUGUGAUCUUACCGGAUAGUAAACCAAUUCCCUGGAGAAUGACCACCGUGGAGGGCCAAGCCUAUACCUGUAUGAACAUCUACACCCUGGGUGGCUACAGAGCAAGAUUAGACCUAAAAGUGAGUCAACUUCAGUUAAACUUGGAAAAGAAGAAAGUACUCUCUGGAGAGUUUGUGAGUAUAAGGUAGUGUAUUUACUAUGUAAAAGUCCUAGAUAUGCAGGGGAAAGAGUAGGAGUAAAAGGAUGCAGAGAAAUAGAACAAAUCAAUUUGUAGAUGAGAAGUUGUGAAAGACUAAGGAAUAAAGCAGCCUAUUCUUUCACAGAACUGAAAAUAACUGGGGUGUGAGGCACAGUGGGAAUAUCUUGUUUCAACUUCCAAAACAGAAGUCUUUCUCAUGUUAGGCCCUCUAUAAAUAUUCAUUUCAUGAAUUAAUAAUGUCAAUUCAAUUCAAUUGUAAUGUCAAUCAAGACAGUGGAAGACCACAACUUUUUGUUAAUUAGACUUUUUGUCUAGUGGCCCAAAUACAUGUAAGAUGAUGUAAAAUGCUCAGAAUAGUGCUUGACACAGAAAGUUGUAUAUGAAUGUUGGCUAUUAAUAUCAUAGCUUUUUUUGGAUUUUUUGGUCUGCACCUGCAGCAUGUGGAGGUUCCCAGUCUAGGGGUCUAAUUGGAGCUGCAAUUUGUAGCCCAA